AUGGCGUCAAGUGUCAAGACUUCUGUGCUCGGGCCAAACAGAUUCCGAAACAGACAGGCGCCGUCUGGCGAUGUGACUACGGCAAAUUCAAGGAGGUGCGAGGGAACGCCGAGCACAGGUUCUCGCGAUUGCAGCGCAGCUCCUCUCAAGAAAGCCAAGACAGCUGCGGACUCUGUUUUGGCAGGGGCAUCUGAGGAAGCAGCACUCCGACGAAACUGCCUGGUCGAUUGGAUGGAGAUGUCAGUACACGUCGCACCUGGUCAGCGGCAAUCGCGCCAAAGAGCAGUUCCACAGGGCUUGCAGGAGCAGUACACCUCCAUCGUGAGGCACUACUUGACUGACGUGGCUCUUAAGCAAGGCACGAAGAACCGAAGCCACUUUCAGGAAGCUGGCCCAGGUAGUGAUGAGCAUCCACUGGUCGUUCAGGUGAAGCAGGUUUUCUCAAGCACCGAGGGCGUUUUGCUGCUCGUGCAUGUUGUGAAGGGAUGUUCUCGUCGAGGCAUUGCUGAAGGUUCACUGAUGAGGAUGCUGCUGCAUCAGCGGCAUUCAGGGCUGCAGGCUUGUCUACCACAAAUUGGUAGCUGGAUGCAGGUUGUCAAGUUCAACGUGCUGCAGGUAGGAACUUCUCGCGGGGCUUUCUUGCUGCCGGUAGAGCUUGCGUCGGCGCCAGAGAUUCCGGCGGGAAAAGAAGUCGAUCAGACGAGCGCAUACUGA
This is a messenger RNA of Symbiodinium sp. CCMP2592, 714 nucleotides long. Lineage: Eukaryota; Dinophyceae; Suessiales; Symbiodiniaceae. The record is from the annotation of a GenBank genome assembly.